This is a messenger RNA of Gilbertella persicaria, 2961 nucleotides long. RefSeq names its product CBF/Mak21 family-domain-containing protein. The record is from RefSeq and is a predicted model, not a curated record. Bases 1 to 2961 code for a protein of 986 amino acids. The transcript has 8 exons. Gene Ontology annotation, cellular component: nucleus. Lineage: Eukaryota; Fungi; Mucoromycota; Mucoromycetes; Mucorales; Choanephoraceae.
AUGGUAGCUUUUGACAAAAAGAACAAGAAAGGACAGAGAAAGUCUUUUGAAAAAAAACAAAAAACUACAAAGCCUGAAAGAAACAACAAAACUGUCAACAAGACCGAGAAAAAAGCUUCUGACUCGCAAAACGAUAUUCUUCGUGAAGCAGUUUUGGCUUUAGGUGGAACAAAGGGCGACAUUAAGUUCCUGGAAAACAUUGAUACUGAGGACAAUGAUGACCUUGUUACUGGCACUACAGAAUCUGAUGAUGCUAUUAAGAAUGAACUGAAGGCCUUUAUGCAAAACAUUGGCUUGACUUCUGACAAAUAUGAAGAGGAUAUUGAUACUGAGGAUGAGGUUGAAGAAGCCGAAGAAGAAGUUGAAUCAGAAGAAAGUGCUGACGAAGAGCAAGAAGAAGAGGAGGAGGAAGAAGAACAAGAAGAAGAACAAGAAGAACAAGAAGAAGAGGAAGAAGAAUACAAAAUUCACCCAACCAAGUCAAACUCAAGCAAGAGUGUGCUUGUUGAACCUACACCCUUCUGGUACAAUGUCGAACUCUCUCCAAUUUCUCUUGAAAAUGUAAAACGUCUCUCUCCCGUUGAGACCUCUGAAAAAUAUGCCUUCGCUAAAGAACUUUUGACCGAAGAAAACACCAAAGCUGAAAAGCAUCCUCUUUUGACAUCAUCCAAUCGUAGCUUCAUGUCAAACAUUAUUACUUCAGGUACAUUGAACGACAAGGUUUCUGCUUUAACUUUGAUGUUUCGUGAAUCACCGCUCCACGGUGUAAAGACCUUGGACACUUUGAUGUCAAUGAGUAGAAAGAAGGGAAGAAACGAAGCUGUUAUGGCUGUCACUAGUUUAAAGGAUUUGUUUAUCGGCUCUGUGUUGCCUGACCGCAAGUUGGUUUAUUUUGCUGAUAGACCACUUGCCUCAAAGGAUGUUACAGACCUUCACUUGUUGUUAUGGAUCUUUGAAGACCAUCUUAAAAAGACUUACCUGGAAUUCCUCAAGUUAAUCGAAGAACUUGCUCGUGAUACUUUGAUGCAUGUUCGUAACAACAUGGUCACUUGUUUAUACGAUCUCUUGGCUAACAAGCCUGAACAAGAACAAAACUUACUCAAAUUGCUUGCCAACAAAUUGGGUGAUUCAGACAACAAAGUCGCAGCCAAGACAUCUCAGCUUUUGAUUGAAUUGUUAGUUAAACAUCCCGGCAUGAAGAUUUUUGUCAUUCGAGAAUUAGAACAACUCUUAUUACAUCCCAGCACAAGCGAGAAAGCACAAUAUUAUGCUAUCAUCACCUUGAAUCAGACCAUCUUGACUUCCAAAGAUACAGUUGUUGCCAACAAGCUCGUCGAGUUAUACUUUAUCUUUUUCCGUAAGCUUCUUAAAAUCUCAGAAGAUGAUGAAAAGGCAGAGUUAAGAAAGAAAAAACAACAUCAAGAAGAAGAGCCCGAAGAGCCCGAGAAAAAAAGCGAAAAGAGAAAGAAGAAGGAAAAGUUGGAACAAAAGAAGGGCCUAGAACUCGAAGACCACCAAGCAAAAAUGAUUGCUGCUAUUCUGACUGGUGUAAAUCGCGCCUUCCAUUUUGCAAACGUUUCUGAUGAGAUGGUGGAGAAGCAUUUAGAAGUUUUGUUUACUAUGACUCAUGCUAGUACUUUUAAUGCUGCUAUUCAAGCUCUUUCUCUCAUUUUCACUAUCUCGCUUUCCAAAUCAUCUGUAUCUGACCGUUUCUAUCGUACCUUGUAUGAAUCUUUGUUGGAUCCUAGAGUCAGCCAUUCUUCUAAGCAAAGUAUGUACUUGAACUUGCUUUAUAAAGCAAUUCGGGCCGACUCAGACACUCAUCGUGUGAAAGCAUUCAUAAAGCGCAUGGUACAGAUUGCUGCACGUAAUCAACCAGCUUUUGUCUCAGGUAUCUUUUUCCUUUUAAGUCAGUUGAUGGAAGCACAACCAGGCUUAAGAGCCAUGUUGACCACACCUGAAGAAGACGAUGAAGAAGAACAUUUCUCCGAUGCACCUGAAGAAGAUGAGGAUGAACAAACAAAGAAAAAAGCAACUGAAGAAAAGCCUACCAAGAUUGAAUAUGAUGGCAGAAAGCGUGAUCCUAGAUUUAGUAAUGCCGAAAAGAGUUGUUUGUGGGAGCUGAUUCCUUUCAAAUCACAUUAUCACCCUUCUAUUGCUAAAUAUGCUGAACAGUUGUUUGAAGGUGAACCUAUCCAAAACCAGACUGAUUUGCAUCAUUUCACAUUAAUGCACUUUUUGGAUCGAUUUGUUUAUCGUAAUGCAAAGAAAACAGUGACAUCAAAGGGUCAAUCCAUCAUGCAGCCUCUUCAUGGCAGCAGACGUGAUGGUGGUAUCACAUUCACAAAAGGCAGCAGUAUGUCUAAUACUGUUCCUCUCAACUCUGAAAAGUUCUUGCAAAAGAAAGAAGACGAUAUUGAAGCAGACGAGGUCUUCUUCCAUAAGUAUUUCCAUCAAAAAGCCUUGAGUACACCAAAAAAAUCCAAAAAAGAAAAGACAGGUGAUGAUGAAGAAGAAGAUGAAGUGUGGCGUGCUAUGAUGUCUUCUAUACCCGGAGGAUUAGACAACGAAGAUGACGACGAAGAAGAUUUGGAAGACGACGAAGACGAUGAGGAAAUGAGAGCCUUAUUGAUGGAUGACAGCGACGAUGAAGUAGAUAAUGAACAAGAGCAAGAGGAGAGUGAAUUCGGAGAAGACAUGGCGGAAUUUGGAUCGGAUGAAGAUGGUGAGCCAAUGGAAGACGAAUUGGAAUUCAUGAAUGCAUCCGAUAUGGAAGAGUUUGAGAACCAAAUGAAGAGACCGGCCGAAGAUGACAAUGAUGAAGGCGAGGAAGAAGAUGAAGGCUUAAGUAAGCGUCAAAAGAAGAAGCAGAAGAAAGAAAAGGAACGCCUUCCUACCUUUGCUUCUUACGAAGAUUAUGCCAAGCUUAUUGAACAGGAUCUGGAAAACGACAAUGAAUAA